AUGAAUCUGUUUCGCGUACCAUACUUCAAGGUUCAGCAGGUGGAAAGAACAGCAAAGCUACCUGAGGAUUUAGCAGCAGUCCUACAGCUGCAGACACCCAUCGGCCAAUGGAAGCUUUGCAAGCGUCUUUACCGUGCUCUCGGACACACGCCCGCUAGCAUACCAUCUCCUCCCGAAGGGGUCAAGGACGGGCGCUGGGCGACAGCGUUGGCAGUGACCUUCUUGCGGCGCAGGCCAGACUUGAUCGACCUCACGUAUGAGGCUUAUAGCCGAGCGAUCGCUUGGGUCGACGAGCCGCUCCUCGCGCAGGCACACAGCCGUCUUCCGCCAGCCGACCUCUACUACCCCGUGGACGAAGCGGCGUCACGGCAAGGCCGAUGGCAGCAGCAGGCCGAGGAGGCUCUAGAGGAGUGCGGAUACGCCUACUUUUUGCCUUCGCCCUCUACUGCUGCUGCAGACCACAGAUGCGGCGGCGGCGAAGAAGGUGAUGAUGGUGCUGCUGCACCCCGCCGCCACGUCCCGACGACCUCGAACUUGUCACCGGCGCGUGCGAAAUCCGAUAGCACCACCACCAGCAGCAGCAGCAGCCACGUCUCUGGAGAGAUGGAACGCCAGGGGGUGAAGGUAUUCCCCUCAGCGACCGCUACCGCUCCCUGCGUAAGGAGACGAGGCCGACGGCGGGGAGUGUCGGCGAAGUCACGCCUCAAGGCCAUGGCGGCCGCGAGGCAUCAAGAAACGCUUGAGCAGCAGUCGCAAGGCCUACACCUAGAGAUGAAGCGCGCCAUGAAGGUGGCCACCACGACCUUCAGAGAAGGCGACAGGGUGGAGAGCCGCUGGCGCCGUCCCACCCGGCUCGACAAAGCAAAGAUCGAUCCAGGCGCCUGGCACCCCGGCCGUGUGGUCCAGAGCCACAAGGGCGGCGACAGGGUGGACGUGGUGUUCGAGGACGGAGACGGCGAGCGCCUGAGCGGUAUAUCUACCAAGCAUGUCCGACUAGCUCCGCCCCCUUCUUCCUCAGAACGCCCUCCCCUCGUGAGCUCCGGUAGGGACGAUGAUUACGUGACGGCUGCCGGGGUGACGGGAAGAAGAAAUAGCUGCGACCGACGGCCGUCGUGCGCCCCGACGCCCGCGCCGACCGAGCUGGUGUGCUCGGCGAUCCGUCGCGAGCUCGCGCACAUCGCGUGUGCGACCAAGUCCUUGCGUUGCACCUGGGAAGUCCCCGUGCCUAUCAGCCAGGAGAUGGCGAGGCUCAGGAUGCUGGAGGAGCGCAAGAUGCGCAGUCGGCCGGAAUGGCGCGGAUCGUUUCCCCUAGUCGACUUCAGCGCGACGAAAAGGCUGCCAUUCGGGGCCGGCGGGAUGGCCAGGACGGUCGUGCGGAAAGUAAAAAAUACUGCCGCAUCGGCGGUUUCCGCGGUGUUAGCCACUCGCGAUCAUCAGCUGCAGGCGCAGAGUACCGUUCGCGACGAUAGCAGGACGAGGUUGCGAACGGUACAGUCGUCACCCUCGUCCUCACUCAAGAUGCCGAUGACGGUCCCACAAGUACAGCGAGAUGAGAACGAUGACCGUGACCUGGGGCAAGGAGAUAGGUGCACUUCCACUGACGACAACACGGUCAAGGAGACCAACGCGAGGAGCGCCGGCAAAAGGCGUUCUUCAUCGUCCUCGCCAUCUCCCGCGGCGGUGGCGGCGGCGGGCGUGGCAGCGGCGGCAGGGGCGGAGGCGGCCGGGGCGACGGCUCUCUUAGCGGCACAGGCGAAGCUCGUCUCCGCUGCCGUGGCGUACGACAGGUGCGUGGCUGGCGUCCGCGACUGCCUCGACAGGGGCUGCGCCGCGUUCCGUCUGGCUCGCACGUACUCCGAGCAGCAGAAAGCUUUCGAGGAGUCGACGGCUACGUUAGGCCCCGCACAGCCCGCGCGAGCCGGCUACAAGGACUGGCGAGGGAGUCCCGUGGUGGGGCUGCAGAGCGCCACGCUCGAUGUCGUGGAGGCCAUGGACGAUUGGGCGGCGGAGUGGGCGGUGGCCAAAGGUGGCAAAACGGAUGCCGGGGGGGGAGAUAACGCGUUUGCAGAGGAAGGAGUCGUGCUAAAAGACGGCGCUGUGGAGGAAGUCGCUGUCGCGGCGCCGCCGUUUCUGUGGGAAGGGUCGCCGUUGGUGUCAACGGUCAUCGGCCAAAGCGCCAAGCUUGUUGCCGGCGCGCCGGAACUCAAGGAGUGGUACGGUCCCGGGUUCCCGAUCGAGCGGAACCCUUUCUUUCUCGCUUAUCCGGUGGACGACCGACCCGUUACCCCACGCAGCGCUCUCGUCCGGGCUUGGGUUAACGGGGAGGUAAGCGGUCGGAUGGUGGUGGAUACGAGCGUGUGCAACCAGGAAUUCGUCGCUGAGUAA
Messenger RNA from Ectocarpus sp. CCAP 1310/34, 2385 nucleotides. Lineage: Eukaryota; Phaeophyceae; Ectocarpales; Ectocarpaceae. The record is from the annotation of a GenBank genome assembly.